This is a messenger RNA of Caenorhabditis remanei, 1002 nucleotides long. RefSeq lists its product as uncharacterized. Lineage: Eukaryota; Metazoa; Nematoda; Chromadorea; Rhabditida; Rhabditidae. The transcript is spliced from 5 exons. The record is from RefSeq and is a predicted model, not a curated record. The coding region runs from base 1 to 1002 and encodes 333 amino acids.
AUGAAAGUCUCGUUCACUGUUCAGGAAGAUGAAGCUCUGCUGCAAUUUUUGAUCGAAAAUUCUUCAAAAUAUGAUGAGAUGGAAGUUUUCAUGAAAGCCCAACAAAUCGUGCCCGCACUCUCUGAGAACACUGCUCUGGAACUCUUGCUAAGAUAUCGUGAAUAUCUAUAUCCAAUGAUUACCGGUAAACCAUUCAAGGAGACGUUCGAGUUGGAUUCCGAACUUCGAAACAAUACAUCUUCAUCACCCACGAAACCUUCUGAUGAAGGUUUUCUGACUUUUGAAGAAGAUAAAGCUCUCUUGCAGUUUAUUGUCGAGAAUGCUCACCAUUACGACCAAUAUGAAAUUUUCGAAAAGGCGAGACAACAGUUUUCCGCUCUUUCAGCAAAAACUGUGUUGGAAUUGUACUUGAGAAACCAUGAGUACUUGUUCCCAUUGAUGACUGGACAACCUUCUGAACACGUUUCCUCAUUGCAUCCAGUUCUUCUCGAAAAAGAGUUCAUCAACAAGGAGAAAAAAGAAGAGGAAUCCUUCACUGUUGAACAGGACACAACUCUUCUGACGUUCGUGAUUGACAACGCAUCUAAAUACGAUGAAACGGAAUGUUUUUUGAAGGCAACACAACUUGAGCCCACUUUGAGUGGCUUUUCUGCCCUUGAGCUUUAUCUGAGAUACUACGAACAUCUUUUCCCACUGAUAACUGGUCAAGAUUAUAAACGUCUGGAUCUGUUCCCGAGGUGGAAUAAAUUUACCUUAAUUCAUGAAUUGAGAGCUUUUCAGAAACCAAGAAUGCCUAUUCCCUUUGUCAACGGAACUACCUUCGCAACUGUCAAACGAAAUUCCGUCACCUGUGAACUGUGUCCCAUGCAAAGGGAGAUGCCUUCCCAGAAAGCGGAAUUGGAUGGGAACGACGAUCAUCCAAAACUUGUCGUUAACGUUGUUCCAUUGCACAAACAUCAAUUUGAACUGAACAUAAUGGCGAUGCCUGAAUUAAUAUUGUGA